Molecule: messenger RNA, 1767 nt
Organism: Boleophthalmus pectinirostris (great blue-spotted mudskipper)
Lineage: Eukaryota; Metazoa; Chordata; Actinopteri; Gobiiformes; Gobiidae
Product: 7-alpha-hydroxycholest-4-en-3-one 12-alpha-hydroxylase-like
Molecular function (GO): iron ion binding; heme binding; sterol 12-alpha-hydroxylase activity
Source: RefSeq, a predicted model, not a curated record
AUGACUGACAGAUACAUGUUUGUACUACUCUGGGCAUCUCAGGGCAACACUGGGCCUUCAGCGUUUUGGCUUCUCCUCUACCUUAUGAAGGACCCAAUUGCAAUGGAGGCUUUGAGGAAAGAAGUAGAUAAGGUCCUUAAGGAGUCUGGGCAGGAGGUCCGACCUGGUGGUCCUCCAGUCAAUCUAACCUACGAAAUGCUCAUGAAAACACCAGUUUUAGACAGUGCUGUUGAAGAAACUCUUCGUAUUAAAGCAGCACCGCUCUUCACCAGACAUGUCCUUCAAGAUAUGACCCUGGAAAUGGCUGAUGGUCAUCAGUUUUUUAUCCGCAAAGGAGACCGCAUGGCUGUUUUUCCCUACGUUUCUGUUCACAUUGACCCUGAGAUCCACCCUGACCCAUACACCUUCAAGUACGACCGGUUCCUCACUCCAGAAGGUACAAAGAAAACAGCUUUCUACAAAGGAAACCAGAGGGUCAAAUACUACAGCAUGCCUUGGGGGUCUGGGGUGUCCAUGUGUCCUGGUCGCUUCUUUGCCACCAACGAGAUCAAGCAGUUUGUUUUUCUUAUGCUGGUCUACUUCGACUUUGAGCUGAUGAACCCAGAUGAGAAGAUACCACAAAUCGACACCAGACGGUGGGGAUUAGGAAUCAUGCACCCGGACAGAGAAGUCAAAUUUCGUUACAGGCUUAGAUAUUAAAUGCACAAAACUGCCAUGAUCUUUUUGCAGUUCAUAUUGUAAAAAGUAAAAAUGGGCCAGAACAUGCAGAACAAAAUAUGUAACUUCUUUUAUCUGAAAUAAAUAGUAGUUUGGUGCUUCGAUUGUUGAUUCUGUUAAAAUGUGCACUGUUUCUCAUUCCUUUAUGUAGAUUCUCCUUUUUUAAGUGUAAGUUGUCAAUCGCUCUCUGAGAUCAGAAAGGCAGGUACAUUUUUAUCCAAGCAUGUCGUUCUAUUAGUGUUGGUGACUCGUUCUCACACAUAAAUACAUAAAUACAUUGGUUUGUUUUUUGAUAACAUUGUGGCACAUCAAUAAUCACUUUUCCCUUUUUAUUUUUGGUUAUAUGUUAUAGCCACGGGUUCCACGAGAUUUUUCGUCAGUGCUUAAACUUUUAGGUGUGAAAUAAAGUUAGACAAUUUUAUCUGAACUUUUUUCUUUUGGCUUAUUUAAUAAUAAAUCACAUUAAGACAAGAACAUAGCCAUUGUCUCGCUUCCCUUCAGAGUUCUGCACGGGUCCAUUUUUGGAGACCCACACUGGUCGGGACCUUUGUGGUACAGCACCGCACCAUGAUACCACAAAUCGACACCAGACGGUGGAGAUUAGGAACCAUGCAACCGGACAGAGAAAUUAAGUUUCGUUACAGGCUUAGAUAUUAAAUGCACAAAACUGCCAUGAUCUUUUGCAGUUCAUAUUAAAAUAAGUAAAAAUGGGCCAGAACAUGCAGAACAAAAUAUAUAACUUCUGUAAUCUGAUGAAAAUCAUAUUUUGAUGCUUUGAUUGUUGAUUCUGUUAAAAUGUGCACUGUUUGUCAAUCCUUUAUGUAGAUUCUCCUUUUUUAUGAGUAAGUCGUCAGUCACUCUCGUCGUACAUUUGAUUCACCUGACCCACCCGUGUCUAAUCACUACCAGCCCGUAAAAUUCUCCAACAUUAAAACCCGCCCAUUUCAGCAGCUACUUGCAGGUACCCGACCCGGUGCAGGACUCUGCUUCCCUUGUGACCGUGGGGAGUCUGCCACCGCGAAGAGCCUGCUUCUUGUCUCCACAUCAUGU